AUGGAACGUGAACGAGAUCGGAGCAACGGGUUCGUCAACGCGAUAUCGCGUUCCUCGUUCCCCAGCCUCGACGGCUACAUUUACAUUAGCGUUUUCAUCGCGGCGAUCGCCUCGAUCAGCGUUUUCAGCACCUUUCAUUCACAUCCCGAGGUGGGUUUUAAGGUUGAAAAAUGUAGAAAAAAUCGAAUGAAAAAGGAAAGUCAUUUUUUUUCCAAGGCUUUAAAAACACUGCGGAAUCGGAUUAUCAGUUAGUUUUGUAAUCGAAAACAUCAAAAAAAAAAAAACUAGAAAACUUGAUUUUUAGUAGAUUUUCACCAUAAAGCAUAGGAAAUGUUCCAUUAAAGAUCCAGAAGGAGUUGAAAAAGUUCCUCAAAAAGUUCUAAAUAUGGUGGAAAAAAGUAUUUCCGUCUCCUUUUAUUGACAGAAUCCUUUUUGAGUCCUCUUUUUAGUUGCUUUCCAACAUCUUUUCCAUUAAAGGAUGUGAACUGAUUUAUUGGGGAACUUUAGUAGGAAAAAAUCGAGAAGCUUUUUUGUUCAACAAAUAAAAGAAGAUUAAUUUUUGAAGUUUCAUGAAUAUGUUUUGCUACAGCUGCACGGCAUUCUGGAAGCCGAGCUGAGGAACAUGUCGAAUUCGAUGAAUAUCAAAGGAUUCGACGUCGACUACCUUUCCUCGAUGAAAACUGUACAAAUUGCUCAUUAUGUUUUGUGCGAUUCCGCCAUGAUUUGGGUGGGUUUUUUGUUCAAAUUUCCAUGUAAUUUGGAAAUUUCCAGGUCGCUGUUAACUCAUAUUUUGCCGUUUUGGCGAUUUGCGCCAAGCUGCUCAUUCGUAUGACGUUCAAGGAGCUCUCGAGACAGGUUUUUUCCCGUUUCGAUUGAGAUUUAGGAUUUUUGAGGGUUUAGUCAAUUUAUGAGGAAUAUUGAAUUUUUAUAGAAGAAAAAUUGGAUUCCCAACCGGAAAAUGUAGCUUGAAACUCUCUUAAACAAGAAUUUACUGGACUUUUUUUUUUUCAAAAAAAGGAUUUUGUAUAUUUUUUGUCUUCAAUAAUCAUCGUUUCAUGGUGUUCAAAUGCAGAUUUUCUCUGCAUUUUUUACGCCAGAGGGAUCCCUAGAGGGGGACCUCUAAUGGCCUCUAAGUUUGCCCUAUAGGGACCUCUCUGGAGCUCUUAAGUUCAAGAAAUAUUCAUAUUAAUGAUUUCAUGAAAUUUGCUCAACAAUUUGUGUUUUUUUAAUUAUUUUUUUCCCAGGAAGAAGCACUGGCUCGUCAUGCGUUCUUCUCGUAUUUGUUGUUCAGGUAACUUUUUCAAUUUGAUAUUUUUUCGAUUGAGAAGAAUUCAUAUUUUCGUGAAGCGAAUUUAAAAUUUACUAUGUUUUUUUUCUUACUUAGCUUUUUUAGCACCAGCCUGUCGCGUUCUUUUUUUUCUGCAAAAAUACCGUGUUGAAACAAACUUUGCUUCAAAAUUUCCGUUUUUGCUCAUUUUUUUGCAGUUCUUAAAAGGAAAUUAGCUAAAAAGCUGUGUUUACAGUAGCUUUUACGGAAUAUGGUGAUCUCCUGUUGCAGUAUUGUGUUCUUGUCGGUGGUGACUGGCGCCCAGCGCAGCCACCGCGUCCUGCCUUGGCUUCUGUGGCUGGGCAUCUCCGGGUUCAUUUCCACCGUUCAUUAUGUCAUCUAUCAGCGCUUCAAAGUGGUUCGUUUUGCAAAAUAAGAAUAGCUUUUCCCAAAAUAUGGUUUUUCUUCAGAUUUCCUCAUCUUCUGGACCUCGAAGCGAGCGAAUUUCCUGUUUGUCUAUGUUCAUGUUCAUGCUGUCGUUGGCCAUGACGAUGUGCGUCUUGAGGAUCCAGAGUCUUCUUUCUUGGCAUUCGUUCGCCUUGUUGGCGGUUGAUGUGGGUUUGAAGAAAUGUUCGGAGCUGAACAAAUCUUGUCCGUAGAGCAACUUUACUGAAAUGCGCUCUUUUGGUGUGUAACUAAUUUUUCUCCAAGACUAGAGACUAUUGUACAUUAGUAUACCGCGCGAUAGGAAAUACAGAGUUCUUAAAAAUGGGACAUUUACCUCAAAUUUCGUUUUUUACCGCCCUUAUGCCUUUAGCCUUAUUUUAUUUUAGUAAAACUCAAUAUUUCAUAGAAAAUUAUGAUCUGGAAGGUCAAACCGACAGUUUUUGUUAGUUUCGAUUUCAACGACUUUCAAUCUUUUUCUUCUGUCCUCUCGUUUGCACAGUUCCAUUGAACCUCUGAAUACCUUUUCCAGUGCCUGAUGGCCCUCUGCCGGUCUUCCCAUUCUUUGCUCCGUUGCGUGUCGUCGUCGCGGAUUUUCGCCUCGAGACCCGACCGCGUUCGGCAUUUCAACUAUUGGCUCGACCUCGUCGUCAAUCUCGCCACCGAUGGACUGAGAUUGCUUAAUUAUGUGCGUUUUUGAGGCUUCAGAAGAAGUUUGAAUUAAAAAAAAUAGCAAAAGUCCAGAAAUUUGGCUUUUGACAGUAUAGUCUGCUCAGAUUUAAAAUGUCUAUGACAUCUUUCGCUCUGUGGUUGGCUCGCUCACUGAUUGGUUUAUCGCGCCAUUAGGGGCGGAGCUUGAACGAUAACAUUCAAAAUCCGGAAAGACUAUAAAAUGUCGCAUAAAUUUGGCGUUUUCUUUUUUUUUUAUUUGCUGAGCCAUCCCUCGUGCGACCAUAGGAGUCACAAUCUAGAAAAGAACUUAAAAAAAAAAAAAGAAACAAGCUGGUGGAGAAAAGGUUUUUUUAGGCACACUUGAUGUUGUUCUCACCUGGCGUCAAUCUCACCUGCGUUUUUUUCUUUUAUCACAUUCGUCUAACCUAUAAGUGAGUUUGGAGGGACGGUAGUUUAUUCACAAUGAGAUUCUUUUUUAGCAUUGCAUUUGUUCAAUUUUAUACCGGAAGGAUUUUUUCCAACCAAAUUAAACUCUCUUAGCAUUUUGUAUUUGGUAUUUGUUGAAGCGAAACCCUUCAGGAUUCUCGAAAUACCGAUUUUUUCCCCUUUUCGGGACAAACUAGAAAAAAUUGGUAUUUCAAAACUUCAAAAUUUUAUAUCUCGGAUCAAAAUGCUCAAAAGCAAAAGUAAAGUUUUUCCACGUUUUCAGGGAGUCCUCUUUCAUAUAGAACCAUCUGGUUACCUCAAGUACCUUUAGGGAUCAGACAAUAUCGACUUUUCUUUUUGGCAUGAAUAAUGUAUUCAGCUGCAUCCUGGAAGUUUUGUCACGCCAUCAGCGUCACAAGCGAAUUUUCGAACACAUCGAGAGGAGUUAUCCGUUGGUCAAGUCGGUGGACGACACCGAUCGGUGUGUCGGUGAGUUUUCCAUACGGGAAAUGGAGCCCCUGAACUGUGAAUAGAAUCGAAAUUUCAAAAAAUCAAAAGUUUUUCUGUAAAGUAGUUGUUCUCUUUUCCGAUGACGUUCAACUUAUAUCAAAAUUUCGACCUAGAUAUGAAAUUCAAACCUUUAUCACUUUCCUAGUUAUCUCUCUGAUACCAUUUCUGAUCAAAUAUGUAGAUUACUAUUUUUUUUUACCUUUUGCAGUUUGCUGGGAAUGUCUCGGCGAGUCGCGCCGUCUCCCCUGCACCCACCAGUUCCACGACUGGUGUCUCAUGUGGUGGCUGGCCCAGGACUCGUCGUGUCCGACGUGUCGACGGGUCAUCUCCUCGCCCCAUUCCUACAACGGCGAAGGCGCCGGAUCCGUCAACGCCAUGCCGCCGUCGCCGCAAAACACGACGUUCCGCUUCAACGGAGGGUUCGUUUUGAAAUAAUAUGCUCACUAGGGAUCGUUUUUUUCUCCCCGGUUGAACUUUUGCUGAAACUUCGCUGAAGUGUACUUUAGGACCCCCUGAUUCCAGAACAAAAAGAAAAUUUUUCGCAAUAGAUCUCGUUUUCGAUUUAGGACACUUCAAAAGCCCGAAAUAGCGCUUUUUUGGCCUAAUUUGCGUAUUUUGUACACAAAAAACGUUCCCUGGUCAGUGGGAUCCUAGAGGAGUCUCCUUAGGGGCCCCACUGAGCAUAUCUUGAAUUUUUUUCUUUAGGAUUCACCCUUUAUUAUUGAUAUGAACUUCAUGAGAAAAAGCAUCACCAUGCGAAAAACUCGAUAACUGGGCGCUGUUUGAAAAAAAAAAAUGAAAAGACCCUAUAGGGACCCUUCAAGUGUGAGACCCGAGACUCCUAUACGGUGUUGGGGGCACUUUUUUGUUCUUUAUAGAGAUUGUUUUGUCCCUAACCUUUAUAGCGACCACUUGGAGUUCUUAAGGUGAUGAUUUUUGUAGUUUAGAAGAGCGAAAAGUGUCUAUCCCGAAUUUAAUGUCAAUGACGUCACGAAAAACUCCUUUCCUGAGUGCUCGCUCUCUGAUUGGCUAACACAUCAUUAGGGGCGGAGCUUGAGGAUGGCUUGACCUUCAAAAUCUGAACAAACUAUUUCGCCUCCUUAAAUGAUUAUGCAGUUGAUUCACGACUGGUUUGAAGCCAUUGAAAUGGUCCUGACACGAAAUAUAGAGAUAGUUUCUAAUUGGUGGAGGGCGCAGGCAAGCCACGCCCCUUCGCUUUCUAAUUUACUAUGAAAUAAGUGUUUUAUUGGCACGAGAUCGAUAUGAAGUGUUAGCUCGGUUCGAAGAGUAAAAGCCAAAUUGAUCUUUGAAAACUUUUUAAAUGUUUUUUGUGCCUCCCGGCGAAAGUUGUUUUUAGUCGGACGCAUAUCCCAGUAACCGCUUUUCAAUCGUUAAUUUUCUCUCUGGAAAAAAUGAUUUUUUGCAGCGGUGUCUCAUUUUUCCGGCUGCCGGCGUUCUCCAUCGAAAUAUCGACUGGAAUUGGGCCGUUUUUCCGUCGGAAUGUCCAAACGGACGAGUCCCAGCUGGCCGUCAUGGCUGAUCAGGCAGGAAUCUCAACGUUUCAGAGAUAAAUGGAGAUCUUUGAAGGUUCGCGAGAUGUUUCCCCAAAUGGGAAUGGAGGCGAUCCUGGAGGACUUGCGAAUGAGCGGAUCGGCUCAGGCGACCAUCGAGAACAUCCUCGAGGGCCGCGUCAUGUUCGGCGGCGUCGCCGACAUUUCUGUCGAUGAUGUGGGCAUUCCCAAAAUUUUUUCCUCGAGAAUUUGCUAUCCAGUAAUAGGGUUUCACAUGGGAGUUCCAGAAAAGCUUGAUUUGGCUAUUCUAGUUUUCUUUCUAGUAAAGUUGUGGACGAACAUAGAAAGGCCAGAAGCGUUGCGCGUUUACACUUGCUCAAAUUGGUAAAAAAAAACCUACUCGCGCGCAAGUCGUUAUGAGGUCGGGCGUAGUUUUUUUUCAGUAGUUAUCAACUUUUUCGAUAUCCAAGUUUUGCAGAAAUGUUAUCAAAACUGAUAGAAAUAAAGUAAUUUUGUUGUUAUUGCGGUAGUUUUUCUCCAGGUUUUCAGGUAGAUUCGUGUUGAAGUUAAUAUUAAUUUUCAUAAAAUUUGAAGUUCAAAUGGAUGUUAAUAGUCUUGGAUUUAGUGUGGAAACAUAUUUUUAUAAUAAACUGUGUUUUCAUACGGCCAAGAUCAAAAGAAAAUCUUAGUUUUCACCGACUUUGAACGGAGUAUCCUUUUUGCUAAAUAUGGUUUUUGAUGAGUUGCAGAGCGACGACGACUCGUGGCACGGCGACAGCGACGACGCCUCGUCGCGACACGCCGACGAACAGGCGUCGAUCGACGGAUUGGCCUCUGGCGACGGCGGCUGCGCGGCUUUCGCGAGUCUUGAGGAACGCGAAGACGAGUCCUACUUCGUUCGCGAACGGCGACUGAUGAUCGAGAAGUAUCGGAAGUGGGUUCGGAGCAAGGAAAUAGUGCUAGUCUCGAACAUUUCUUGCUAAGAAGUCAUUUGGAAACUGAUUUUCCUUAAUUUUCGAAGAAAAAACUUGAAAAUUUCAUCUCAGAAUUUGUCGGAAGUGAAUUCUGGCAAAGGGCUAGAUCUUGAGAAUUUUAUUUAGAACAGAAUUGAAAUCUUCGCGAUUAAUCGAAGAAAAAAGCUUCGAAAGUCCAUCCCAGAAUGUAGGUCGGGGCCUAGUUUGGGAGGAAAAUUUAAAAAUUUCAAUUAGAAAUAAUUUUUUUUUCCCGUUUUGAAUCAACUAGAAUAUGCAUCUUUGGAGCUAAUGAUUAAAAAAAGAAGAAAAAAAGAAGAAAAAUUCUCAAUCGAAUCCCAAAAAAAUCAUAGAAACGAGUGUGAAAAAAGAGUGUGUAAAUAGAAGAGCCUUCUAGAGAACUUUAACCGUCUGUGUCUCUUCCUUUCCCCUACUUUCUCUCAUCCCAAUUGAACUUUUCCAGGCGAUACAUCGACUCGAGCAAAGGAGCCGACCUCCGGGCUAAAGGAAUUACAUUUUGA
Molecule: messenger RNA, 6322 nt
Organism: Caenorhabditis auriculariae
Lineage: Eukaryota; Metazoa; Nematoda; Chromadorea; Rhabditida; Rhabditidae
Source: the annotation of a GenBank genome assembly